Messenger RNA from Fulvia fulva, 549 nucleotides. RefSeq lists its product as uncharacterized. The transcript has 2 exons. Bases 1 to 549 code for a protein of 182 amino acids. The record is from RefSeq and is a predicted model, not a curated record. Gene Ontology annotation, molecular function: protein binding. NCBI's taxonomy places the organism in Eukaryota, Fungi, Ascomycota, Dothideomycetes, Mycosphaerellales, Mycosphaerellaceae.
AUGCUUAUCACCGCGGACAGGGGCACGAUGAGGAAGGAUCGUGAAUCACAGGACAAGCCGAAGGGAGUGAAUGCAACACACAAAUUACGCUUACUAAGACCACGCGCCUACAGAAGUCUAUGCGGAACCAUUGGGAUCUCUCUUUGGCAUGGUCCACCUCGACCUGGGAACAUCAGAUCUCGUGUUGCCACCAGUGUUUCGGCAAGCAUGGUCGGCUUCAUCUGGUCGCAUGGCGACGAACAGAACAUCAAGCAACGCGCACACUCGCCAGCGCCGGCCGAGCACUCGCCCGAGAAGGCGGUCGAGGUAUUCGCGACAGUCGAGCUGAUCGAGGACAUCCUUCUCCGCCUCAAUGCUCUUGACAUUCUUCGCGCCAUGCAAGUGUCCCGCUUCAUGCGAGACACAGUCAUAGGCUCCAGCAAGCUCCUCAAACAUAUCGGCCUCAGCCCGAAUCUCGAGGCCCAUUUCUCUUCGCCCCUCUGGCCUGGGAGUGAAAAGUCCCGCAUCAUCCCGAGAUCCUUACCCGUCCUUUCACGACAUCACUCUUGA